Molecule: messenger RNA, 918 nt
Organism: Drosophila grimshawi
Lineage: Eukaryota; Metazoa; Arthropoda; Insecta; Diptera; Drosophilidae
Product: ATP synthase mitochondrial F1 complex assembly factor 2
Exons: 4
Coding region: 63-902 (279 amino acids)
Biological process (GO): mitochondrial proton-transporting ATP synthase complex assembly
Cellular component (GO): mitochondrion
Source: RefSeq, a predicted model, not a curated record
GCGAGCCGUUUUCAACGCAUUACGUUCGACACAUUGUUUAGCUUGCAGAGUUAUUUAUUAAAAUGAGUACUGGCAUAAUAACAAAUACAAUUCGCAUGCUGCGAAUAAGCAGCCGCACAAUCAAAUGGCACAAACCAACGCUGACUGCAGUGCGUCAAUAUGCCACACCGCCGAAGCGUUUCUACAAAACGACCAACGUACUCUGCACGGAUGCGGGCUAUGAGGUGACACUGGAUCAUCGCAAACUGAAAACGCCAAAUGGAACGUUGUUUACAGUUAAAAGUGAGCCACUGGCGAUUGCAGUUGCCACCGAAUUCGACAGCCAAAAGGAUCACAUUGAGCGCUCUCGCAUGCACAUUUCGGCGUUAUGCUUCACGGCCAUCGAUAAUCCCAAUAAACUCACCAAAACUGAUAUGGUCAACUAUCUGCUGAAUUUUGCAGCGACUGAUACAGUGCUCUUCCAGUACGAUGACGAGAAGGAUCUGCAAGAGUUGCAGUGCAACGAGUGGGAUCCAGUGAUUGACUGGUUCAAUCAGCGUUUCGAGACCAAUCUGCAAAAGACAAAUAACAUAACACCGCCUCAGGUCACCGGAGACGAUAGAAUGAAAAUUGCUAAACAUUUUCAAUCGUACAACCUCGAAACGCUGCAUGGCUUCGUCUUUGCUGUGGACACACUGAAAUCGAUUGUGCUCGCGUGUGCCGUUAUUGAACAAAUGUUAUCGGUGGAGAGAGCAGUUGCCUUAUCGCGACUCGAGGAGGAAUAUCAGCUGAAGUUCUGGGGACGCGUCGAGUGGGCUCACGACUUUAGUCAACAGGAAUUGCAGGCACGCUUGGCUGCCGCUGUGCUCUUUGUGCAUCUUAAUUGUUCUGAGAACUUUGUUAAAGAGAAAUUACUAUUAUAGAUUUGUUGGACUUAAA